Fonsecaea multimorphosa CBS 102226 is the source of this 4449-nucleotide messenger RNA. RefSeq lists its product as uncharacterized. Bases 1 to 4449 code for a protein of 1482 amino acids. Gene Ontology annotation, biological process: deadenylation-independent decapping of nuclear-transcribed mRNA. Gene Ontology annotation, cellular component: P-body. The transcript is spliced from 2 exons. Lineage: Eukaryota; Fungi; Ascomycota; Eurotiomycetes; Chaetothyriales; Herpotrichiellaceae. Gene Ontology annotation, molecular function: protein binding. The record is from RefSeq and is a predicted model, not a curated record.
AUGUCAUCCCACGACCUACAAGCUUUGUUUGCCAACUUGAUGGUGAAGCCUCGCGACUCCCCGGCCCCAUCCCAUACGCCACUCCAACCCACCUCUGCAGGUCAAACUUCUCCCUUCACUGGCGCCUCUCCGUUGCCCUCGAGCCCUCCUCCUCCUGCCACUUCUGUUGCGAACCGCAACUCCUACAACCAAAUGGCUCAGCCAGUCGCAGCUGCCCCCUCUGCCACUGCGCAGUCGUUGCUGAACCUGCUUAACUUCGGACCUUCGACCUCUACACCCCAGAACCCAAACUCAAGACCUCUUUCUUCUGCCGGCAAUGGUGCUACUGUCCCGGAAGAGAAGAGUGACAAGCCGGCACUAAACGUUACUGGACAAGGACCUUCGACUUCAGCUUCGGAUCUCCUAGCGAAGUUGAUGUCACCUUCCCCUGCACAAGACGGAUCAACAGCCCAAUCUCCCCCGAACCUGGAAGAUCAAGGCGGCGGUGGUGGCGGCGAUCAAGCACAUUCUACAACUGGUCGCGAUGCGUCACAAGAUGCGCUCCUCAAGCUCCUCAGCAGAACCACGCUGGGCAAUUCCAUCAGCACGCGCCAAAAUCUCGUUGAGAAACCGCAGACCCCAUUAUCAGAUGUCAACUCCGACGCGAAAUCAGGUGAGGCAAAGCCGACCAAGACAGAGUCACCAGCCCCUUUGUUCGGUCCCAAUUCCACAGCCGAGGUGCCCUCAUUCGGAGCUGCUGGUACGGAUACCAAGCCGACAGCUCAGAAUCAACCUAUCUUCAUCUACACGAACCCUUUCGAAGCUUUGCAAGCGUCCUUGAGUGCCUCUCGGGCACAGACUCCUAAAGAAGGAACAGCGGCUUCCAAGUCUGCCAAUGUUGACGUUCUUCAAUCAAAUGUCGAGUCUGGUAAUGAUCUCCCGGAAGACACGAAUUCACGCGUGGCGACAGGGGACCCUGCUGCCAAGAGGAAAAUACUCACUCCCAGAUUACCGUCGGCAUCCAAGAAUGUUAUAUUGUCGCCCGAAGAUUCAGUCACUGCAGCAAAUCAAGAGGCCGAAAAAGAAGACGCAGCGCCGGUGGAAGAGAUUGUAGCCUCCGCUCCAGCGGAGACGAAGUCAACAGUCGAAACAAAACAGGUGAUACAUCAGGAGCCUGGCAAGGGUGCAAAACAAGACGAAGGCUCUGGUGUGGAGAAGAUCGACCAGCUGGCCGACGGCGGUGAUGAAUGGGAAGAUACGGAAGAGUCGCCGAAUAAGGAGUCCUCUAGGACUGUACCUGUUUACAACUUUCCCAUCAAGCCGUUUGUUACGAUAACCUUGCAGUUGGGCAAACCUUCGAGCGUCGGCAUUAGAGAUGACGGGGUGAUGGAGAUAUCAAGACUGAAGAAGGAAUUUGAUCAACUGGACCGUUCUUUGGCAGCUGCGACAUCAAAAUACAUCGCCUAUGCCUUGGUCAAGAACGGUGGCAUGCGCAUCAUUAGACAAGACGACGGUAGUGAUCGACAAGUCUUCAAGAAUUCUCAUGACCGGAUAUUCAAUGUUUCACUAUGCACCACCUCUGCUGCUGGCGAGCCAUCGGACGAUCAGGCGCUUCUUGGGACCGGGGUUAGCGGUACCGUGUAUUAUGCAACGAUCAACAAGGACGGAAAUGAUUUGUUCGAGAAAAAUGCGCUUGAGACUGAAAGCCUUAUUUUCCCACCAUAUCCCCCGGCUGACGAGAAUGCGGCUGGUGGUGUCCUCAAAACCCGGGCAAAGAGAAGCUCUCGCCACCCUGAAUUCUUCGCAAUUGGACGCGGCAAGGCAAUCCAUCUCGUCUGGCCGGAAACUGCGCUCUCUCCGCGAUACGGCAUCAGUGAGCACAAUCGACGUGUCGACGUCGAAAAAUUCUUUCAAGAACGAUCGCUUCAGAUCUCGACGGGGAAAGCAGGGAAAGACUUCAUCUUCAGCGAAGAUGACACUUUGAUCGUCUCUUUGGACAAGACCGGAAGAUUACGAUUCUGGGACAUCCGUAAGCUGAUUGACGAGUCAAAUGCCACUUCAACCCGGCUUGCCAGUAUGACUGUCGAUCUCCCAAUCUUGUCUCUUUCCACCGCAUCCCCCGCAGAGAAGUCAUGGCCGACGUCGGUCCUCUUUGUGGACAAGGCUCGUCCAUAUGUCAGAGGAGGAGCGCUCCGAUACGUUCUUGUCGGGUUGAGGCAGAAUCACACUCUUCAACUCUGGGAUAUUGCCCUUGGCAAAGCCGUUCAGGAGAUCAAUUUCCCUCACGAAAAUGAGACUGACGGCAUCUGCAGCGUGUGCUAUCAUCCAAAUAGUGGAAUUAUUGUUGUCGGCCAUCCGACCAGAAAUUCGCUCUUUUUCAUCCACCUCUCUGCGCCACGUUAUACGAUUAGCACUUCUCUGUCCCAGGCUGCAUUCGUGCAACACAUUGCUGCGAAGGAUCCGGAAUUGCCGAAGCCUGAUUCUACAGCCUGCAUGAGUGGCAUCCGUGAAAUGUCGUUUGCAGAGAAGGGUCAGCUUCGGAGCGUUGAGCUCCUUCCAAUCUAUCGAACUGCGGAAGAGCAGAGGACUCUGGACGAGAAGACGCCGCUGUUCGAGCUCUACGUUGUGCAUUCCAAAGGUGUUACGUGCCUCAACAUUACAAAGGAGGACAUUGGCUGGGAUGCAAACAACAAGGUGGUUCAUGGGAUCGAUGCUGCCAAGGAAGGUUACGUGAGCUUGAAAGAGCUGCGCCUUGGGAGUGUGAUCGAAGAGGGAACCCAAGACAAGAGUCCGGCCGAAGAAGCACCAGCAACUAAGAGCUCGAAGAAGAAGCAAGGGAAGAAAACUUCUACCGAACGUGUGGAGACUGUGCAACCUGAAGACUUGGAUCCGGGGAAACAAGGGCUUGCGCAGCCUCUCAGCAACGGCGCCGAACCGCUCGCAGAGGCCACCAAUGUUGAAACUCCUUUAGUAAAGGAAAGCAAGAAGAGCAAGAAGAAAUCUGCUCCAUCAAACGAAUCACGGCUGUCUGAAAAGGCCGCGCUCGCCGACUCAACUGCCAAAACAACCUCGGCGGCCAUGGCCGCUCCGGCACUUACAGAUGUGGCACCCGUUCAGGAGCAAGCUGCUGCACAAGCUGCUGCUAUCCCAUCUGAUUCAACCGCUGAAGUAUCGGCGAAGCCUGAAGCGGUGACCGUUGGGAUCUCGGGUGGUUGGCUGGACAAGGAACUGAAGAAAGUGGAGAAAGCGGUAUCCACUGAGUUCCGCAAAGAGCUGGACUCCCUCUAUCAGAAUAUCCAGAAUGAUAGAAACGUCCAAGACUCUGCUGCCAUUGCCCGUCAAGAAGCUCUGCUUCGUUUGGUGUCAACCACCCUGAGCACCAACGUCGAAAAAUCACUUUCUCGUAUUCUUUCGGCUCAAAUGCAACAAUCGAUAGUUCCAGCACUUACAGGGGCCACAGUGCAAGCUGUAGGCAGCCAAGUGGGAGAAGCUGUGGCGAAAUCCCUCCAUUCUCUCGUGCCCCAUGAAUUAGGCGCGCAACUGCCUGUUGUUCUCAAUGCAGCUCUGCAAAGUCCGCAAAUGAAUCGAAUGAUUUCAGACACGGUCUCGCAAAAGAUUUCAAAACAGAUCGAAACUCAGCUGAACGAUCUCAUGCAGAAACAUGUGGUGCCGACAUUCAAGACCCUAGCAGUUUCAGCAGCUGAAAAGGCCGCAUCUGAGGUUGAAGUCCGCCUGCGGAAUGAGAUCCGUCAACUGGAGAAUGACCGACGAAACGACCUGACGAGGCUGGAAAAGUUGGGCCAAGUCCUGCAAGCCACAGCCGAGGCGUUGCAGCAAAUGUCCGACACUCAAGUGGCCUUCCAAGGUCAAAUCCUGAAGGAUCGUCGACAGCUCGCACUUCUCGGAGAAACCGGCUCAUCCCCAGUGUCUCGUCAGGUAUCAACAGCUCGUAUGACGCCAUCGCCACGCGCCCUUCCCCGACCAGUAGCUCAGCGACAGAAGACCAAGGAGGAGCUGGAGUUGGAAGAGAUCAGCCACUUGAUGAGUGAGGGGCGGUACGAGGAAGCUUCAAUCAAAUGGCUUCAGUCGGCUCAACCGGCGGAACUGUUCGACAAACUGUUUAUUCACUUCACUCCCGAGUAUCUCGCAACCGAUGUCUCGCCGCUUAUCGCUUUCUCGAUCGCCGUCACCAUCGGAAAUAGCCUCGAGACAAAUACGGCUCAACGACUCGAAUGGAUUUCUGCCGCCUUCAAUGCGGUCGAUCUUGCUGAUCCCGAAAUCUCCGAUUUAGCGCAACAUGCGCCAGCACUGCUGAGCUCUCUGAUUCAGAAACUCGAGCGACUAUACAUGACGAUCGCGGAGCGUGACCCGACCGAUCCGGCGCUGCAAAUCAUGCCGGUGGUCUCCAGGAAGGCGAAGGAGAUGAGGGCGACAUUGGAGGGCCCAGCUCGGCGUGGUGUUGAAUUUUAG